Octopus bimaculoides (California two-spot octopus) is the source of this 600-nucleotide messenger RNA. Its product is annotated as zinc finger BED domain-containing protein 5-like. The record is from RefSeq and is a predicted model, not a curated record. NCBI's taxonomy places the organism in Eukaryota, Metazoa, Mollusca, Cephalopoda, Octopoda, Octopodidae.
AUGGCAGAUUUAGCACAACUUUGUGUUUAUAUACGUUACGUACAUAACAAGCUCCUGGAAAAUGAAUUCCUUUUUUGCGAAACCCUCAACACCCGAAUCACUGCAACCAAUAUAUUCCAGAAAGUGGAUCAAUUCUUUAACACGCAUGGCAUAAACUGGGAGCACGUUGUUGGCAUGUGCACCGACGGUGCUCCAGCAAUGGUUGGUUGCCGCUCUGGCUUUCAGACAAUGGUGAAGAAGUCUCCUAACGCAAUUGGUACGCAUUGUACACUUCAUCGCCAAGGAUUGAUGGUUAAAACAAUGCCCGACCAUUUGAAGAAUGUUUUGAAUGAUGUGGUCAAAGCGGUAAAUUUUAUCAAAGCCAAUUCUCUAAACUCGCGUCUUUUUACUGACUUGUGCAAGGACAAUGGCUCCGAUUUUGAAACGCUUUUACUGUAUUUGCAUGUGAGGUGGUUAUCCAAGGGGAAAGUACUGAAAAGAGUAUCCGUUCUACGAAAGGAGAUACACGAAUUUCUUCGUGGUGCUAAAAAUAGAACUGCACAGACAAUUUUCCAAUACUCGGUUCCUUAUAUGUCUUUCCUUUUUGGUCGACAUUUUUGA